This is a messenger RNA of Diabrotica balteata, 4752 nucleotides long. The record is from the annotation of a GenBank genome assembly. Lineage: Eukaryota; Metazoa; Arthropoda; Insecta; Coleoptera; Chrysomelidae.
AUGUACCAAAUCGGUAGCCAGAAAUGGCUGUUUAUGCUAUCUGUCUUUGUACUGGACUUCCCCGGCGUGCAUAACGGAUUUGCCUGUUUGAGUAACCCAUGCGUGCAUGGUGUUUGUUUAGAUGAUCUAAACUCCACAUACUUUUGUUACUGCAUCGACGGUUACACUGGCAUACAGUGCCAAACAAACUGGAACGAAUGUUGGUCAUCUCCAUGCAAAAAUGGUGGGGUGUGUAUCGACGGAAUCGCUAUGUUUAAUUGUUCCUGUCCAGCUGGAUAUUCUGGGACCCUUUGCGAAGAAGACAUCAACGAAUGCGACAGCAAUCCUUGCCAAAACAAUGGUACCUGUUUAGACGCACAAAAUGGAUAUACCUGUAGUUGUCUUCCUGGCUACUCAGGAGUACACUGUGAAGUCGAUAUAGCCGUUUGCAAUGCUACCAACGAAACCAGAUGUGCAAAUGGAGGCAUUUGUGAAGAGGGCCCUGGAGAGACUUUUACUUGUAAAUGUCAAAAGGGUUGGGGAGGUUUUCUUUGUGACUGGGAAAUAGACGAAUGCCUCUCAGCCCCUUGUCAAAAUGGCGCUAUCUGCAUAGACCUGUUAGCGGACUACUCAUGUGCUUGUUUGUUUGGAUUUGCUGGCAGGAACUGUGAAGAAGUAAUGCAAAUAUGUGAUGAUAGUCCAUGCAAAAAUGGAGCGUUGUGUAUCUACGAAAAUGACCACCAUGUAUGUUACUGUGUACCUGAUUUUCAUGGAGAUCUGUGUCAGUAUCAAUAUGAUGAAUGUCAGCUUGGUCCCAGGUGCAAGAACGGUGGUAGUUGUAUUGAUGGUGUAGACAAUUUUACAUGUUCUUGUCCCCCAGGGCUAACUGGUGUCUUAUGCGAAUGCCUUAUACUGCCUAAUGGUAUUCUCGACUGCAGCUACGUCAGUCCAGUACCUACUGUAACUACUACAACUACUUAUGAUAAUCAGACAAUAUCUACAAGUGUUACUUUUAGUACCACAACUGAAGUGCCAACUAUCAAUCUUGAAUCAACUUUUUUAACCACUGUUUUUCCUAAUACGACACUUAGUACUACAGCAAUAACUAGUACAAAUGAACCGACUUCUGUCACAACAAUUUUUGAUAUUAACUUAAGUACAACUAUUUCUACCACAGAAUUUAUACCUACAACUACAGACACCAUUUUCAGCAGUACUAUAGAGAGUUCUAGUGACAAAAUUAGUUCCACGGAACCAAAUACUAUUGAGAGUAGUACUAUCGAUACCACCAUAAUAAGUACCACGGAAGUAAUUGUUAGUACUAAUGAUACCACCACUACAGAAGAAAAUACUGUCACUGAUCUUGAAAGUACCACAGUUACUACUUCAUCUUUUUCUGAGUACUCAGUUUACUCCACAGAUUUUCAGUUUGAGCCUUCCACGUCUACUAUUUAUUCAAACAUGUCCGCAACUUCCUCAGAAUUUCCAAGUACGUUUCCUAUAGAAGUUAGCAGUGCGCCAAUGUUGUCAACUUUUGAGACUACAGAAUUUACAACUUUUUCUACCCUUUUUGAAGACACUACUACCUUGAGUACGACUGUUAGGGAGAGAGAAAGAAACAGAACAUUUUCUGAAGAAACGACUACAUUUAUUUCGACGUUUUUUACAACAGAACCAGUUGUAAAAACAGAUACAACUACCAUUUCUACAACAAUAGAAACUACGACUGCCGAAGUAACCACUACAGCUGUGAUUAUAGACUGCACAAACAGUAGAACAAAAUGUUUAAAUGGAGGUACAUGUAUAUACAUAGAGGGAAGACAUAAGUGCCUUUGUAAUUUUGACUACGAAGGAGUUUACUGUGAAUCCAAACUUGGUGUCAAAAGAGCAGCUUUCGGUGGAAAUUCUUACCUUUCACAUAAACUUCAUGUUUCAACUUACCAUUUGGAUGUUGAAUUUAUAGCUAAAACUAUGGCAAAUGAUGGUAUAAUAUUUUUUUCCAAUGUAGAUUCACCGCACAUGGCUUUAUACAUGGAAAACGGUUUCUUAAAAUUUAAAUUUUCUUGUGGAUACCAAACCAUGCUCCUCAGUGAACUUAAAGUACCUGUUAACAAUGGUUAUGAUAUGAACAUCAAAGCUGGGUUGGAUUUUAGCAAAGAUUUCAAACAUUGUAAUGCAUCGAUUAAAGUAAAUGACAGCUUGUCUAUGACUGGGGAUCAAGUAGCUAAAAUAGAUAAAUUUCCUCGCCCCACUGCUUGGUUGUAUCUCGGUGGGCUUCCUCAUUAUUUGGCUUUAGAAGUUGGUAUACCUGUUGACGGUUUUGUUGGUUGCAUGACAAAUUUAAAAAUUGAAAAAAAGAAAAUUAAAAUAUACGACGAUGCAGAAGAUGGUCAUGAAAUCACCGAAUGUUCAUCAUUAGCCUGCCUAUCAAACCCGUGUAAAAAUGGUGCUUCUUGCAGUUCUGUCGGAGAAAACUGGCAGUGCCACUGCCGAAAUGGAUUUUUGGGAAAAUCUUGUGAAAUAUCUAUUUGCGAUGAUAAUCCAUGUCUUUUUGGUGGUACUUGUAUACCGUUUACAAACAGUGGCUAUAUCUGUCUUUGUCCUUAUGGAAAACACGGUCAUUUUUGCGAAAACGAUUUAAAAGUGAUCCAACCUUAUUUUUCAUCAUCUGUCCAUGGUUUAUCAUCAUUUGUAGCUUACCCGUUCCCAGAUGGAAUAUCAAGAUCUAUGGAAAUUAAAUUCAGAUUUACACCCACAACAAUGGAACAAAUUUCUUUGCUUCUAUUUAUAGGACAAGCUGGUCAUCACGAUUUCUAUUCUGAUCACGUGGCCGUAAGUUUUGUAAGAGGUUAUAUAAUGCUUACUUGGAAUUUAGGAUCAGGUCCUAGAAGGAUUUUUACGUCACAGGCAAUAAAAGCAGGCUCUAAGGAUUACUUAGUUCGGUUAGGCCAUGUAGGUCGGAGGGCGUGGCUUUAUGUAGAACAUUUAGGAAAUGUUACUGGAAGAUCACCGGGAAACCUGGUACAAUUAGAUGUAGUGCCUCUCCUGUAUGUAGGAGGAUUCGAUGUAAAGAAUUUUUCCACGCUGCCGCAUGAUCUGCCAUUACAUACAGGCUUUUCAGGUUGUAUUUAUGAUUUGGAAAUGAAAUCUGGAAGUGUGGUCAUACCUUUUCAGGGGUCAAUGAAGGCUUUCGGUAGAGCAGUCGGCCAGUGUGGCACAAGCGAAUGUUAUGAACGAAGCUGUCAAAAUGGUGGUGCUUGUUUACAUCACGGAAGUACUUUCAUGUGUCUAUGCCAAGAUGAUUGGUUUGGACCAUUAUGUUCAUCUAAGCAUAACUUAUGUAACAGUAAUUACACCAUGUGUGCAGAAAAUUCAAGGUGUGUUCCUUUACUUUCACAUUCUGAAUGCGAUUGCCCUUUCGGCCAAGUUGGACAAUAUUGCGAGAAAAAUGAGCAAAUUACUGAUGUGAGUUUAACUGGAGUAAGAUCCUUUAUAACUCUGAAUCCCGUUGAACUCGAAGGUACAAAGUUCCACAUACAAUUUGAGAUAAGGAUUUUGAAGGAUCAUGGUGUUGUCCUAUAUAUGGGAAAAAAAGAUCUAAGAUUUAUUUGUUUAUCGGUUCAGAAUGGCGUCUUAGAACUUAAAAUACAGUCAGGUAGCAGCAAAAUUGUCUCUUCCGGUCUAGUAAUUCGAAGUUCAAAACUCCUGGUCAAAGGCGUUUGGCACAAAAUCCAGUUCGGACGUUUCGGCAAAAAAGUAUACCUUUCUGUAGAUAAUAUUAUAAACACAGGUAUAUUAGACUUAAGCCAUACAACAAAUUUAUAUAAAGAAACUAUUUACUUGGGAGGCCUUCCAGAUAUGUCGAGACUACCCUUGUUCGUUGGUUCUAGUUUACCUGUUCAUUUGAAAGGAUGUCUCCGUCACCUAUCUAUUAACGACAAAGAAAUACCACUAAAUAAAGACAAUAUUAAAGACUCUAGGAAUCUUAUUGACUGUGAUGGGACCCCAUGUGGUGGAGAAGCGUGCAAAAAUGGUGGAACUUGUUGGCUAGAUUCCUUUAUGAAGCCGCACUGUUCAUGUGCAGCACCAUAUUUUGGUGAAACAUGUGAAAAUACCAUGCUUUGUGAUGAAAGAACUUGCAAAAACAGAGGAAUAUGCUUAAACAAUAAAUGUACCUGUCAAGUAGGAUGGACGGGUGCUUUUUGCGAAUUUGAAAUUCCUGUUAUUAAUCCCAGGUUCAGUGGUGAUAGUUACUUAAUUAUGAGUAAGGUUGGGGAUAAGAAGAGAGAACUAAGAGAAGGUGUGAAGAGUAUAUUUCUAAAUUUUACUACGGUUGAACCAAACGGUCUUCUAUUUUGGAACAGAAAGGGAGGAAAUAAUAUAGGAAUAGGCCUAGAAAAUGGUUUUUUGAAGAUAUGGAUAGGUUUCGAAAAGAACAAACAAAAUAUUUUAGAAGUUCCUGCCUACAGUCAACUUUCUGAUGGCCUUUGGCAUAAACUAGACCUCAAUAUUGAGCUGCUUACCUUAAAAAUUGACGAGAAACUUUUUCAAAUUCAGAAAAAGGUAGACAAAAACGCAAAAUUUUACCCAACGGGAACCUUUUACAUUGGAGGGAUUCCUAAUAGGACCGGUUUAAUGAUGGAGACCAAUGGGAUGUUUCAACAUAAUUUCGAAGGGUGUAUAGCAGCGUUCGGUACAAAUAUGGACAUUAUUACUGAUUUUAGCCGCAUGGAAGGCUCAAAUAUAGAUUCGUGUGAAGUUUUAGCAUUGUAG